Apis florea (little honeybee) is the source of this 4208-nucleotide messenger RNA. RefSeq lists its product as uncharacterized. The record is from RefSeq and is a predicted model, not a curated record. NCBI's taxonomy places the organism in Eukaryota, Metazoa, Arthropoda, Insecta, Hymenoptera, Apidae. Gene Ontology annotation, molecular function: lipid binding.
AAAAAAGUUGGAUGUAUAUUGAUAGAUGUGAAAAUUUUAAUAAGAAUAGUAAACAUUACGAAAUAUAAUGAUAUAUUCCCACUCUUUCCGUUGCAAAAUCGAAACAUUACUGUCAAGACAUUAAAAACAAUAUUUCAAAGGAAUUCAUCAAAAGAAAAUUUUCUGAAAUUCAUCAUCAAAAAAUGUAAUUCUAUUGUAACAGAAACUUCACUCGUUCCUUCGAAAAAAAAAGAAUUACCUCAACCCACGACUUCUAUUUCAAGCUAUGUUUUUUUACAUUUCGUGUUGAAUCACUCAUUUUAAUCAUUGUUAUCUCGUGAAAAAGUCUCUACGAUGAGCACGUACAAGUUGCCAGCAUCGUAAGAAACUCUACUAAAUUCCUUUAUUCAGAUCGGUUAAAAAAAGAAUCUCUAUGUCCAUCUUAAAUAAUUCUAAAUAAAUUGUUCCAUGCAUCGAUCAACAAAAUAUUCGCGUGUCUGAUUACUGAGGUGAUCUUUGAUCGAUAAUUUUUAUCGGGAUAAAAGUGACCGGUGAGACUGUCCCAUUGAAAAGGAGAAGAAAUCUAUCGUAAGAAAAGUAUGCAGCUACUUUCCAGCUUCAUGGCGAGGCACCUGAAGCGAGGAGCAUCCUUGAAAAAAGGAAAACGAGAUAUCAUUGGAGGAAGCUCAAUAAGUAAUUGUUCGAUAGGGGGUCUAUCCAAAGCCAUUAACAAUACUGCUGGAUACGGUGUUGCACCUGGGGGUGCCAAUAUGACCCCCGAAGAUACUGCUCCCGAUGAAGAGUUUGCUUUAGCUAUUACUCAAAAAACUCAGAGGGAUGCAGAAGCCAUUCGUGGCGCGUUAUAUCUUGGAAUGGCUCUUAUUAUUGCAUGGAUAAUAGGUGCUGUAGGUUUAUCACUAGCAUGGUUAGUGCUGGUGUUAGCAUUAGCAGCGACAAUAAUUAAAGCAAGGAUAUCCCGUCUUCUUGAGUCAACUGUUCAACGUGAAUUAGCUAGACUACGUCGAAGAAGAGCUUUGUAUAAAGAUGAAACUGCUGAAUGGCUAAGUUUACUACUUAAUAGAUGGUGGAGAUUUAGUGCUGCCAGUAUAUUUUCUUUAGCAAAAGAAAGACUGGAACCUGUUCUAAAUGAAGCCAAACCGGGAAUACUUGGGCCACUAGAAUUGAGAGAACUCACGCUUGGAGAACAAACCCCUUAUAUCACACGAGUAAGAACUGUAGAUUAUGCAAAUGACGAUGAUAUUGAUAGCCAAACAGAUCAAAUGAAAUUAUCAAUCGAAGCUGACAUACAACUUGAUUGCGAACAAUUUCGUAUGCUCAUCACAACAAGAUUAUUUGGUAAAGGGGUUGGCAUGGACGUUGAUCUGGCCGUGGAAAAACUGUCUCUCUCGGGUACCAUUCUCGCCACUCUGACCCUUAAUUCCAAUGCACCGUUUCCUCACGCAACCUCUUUAAGCGUGAGCUUCUUAGAGAAACCAGACGUUUUUAGCGUGAGAAUCUUGAAAACGGUACAAAUGAGAAUGCCUUUAAUUAAGACCUGGAUUCAUGCGGUGGUCACGGAUGCUCUGGCUAGUUGGAUCGUUGAUCCGGGUCAUUUAGAAAUGAAUCUGAGAGCUCACGAACGGCCUGGACCUAAAUUUGAUUCACUAAAUAAUUCCAUACCACAAGGAGUGCUUACCGUUGUUCUAUCUCAAAAUGGAUGUUCAGUCUCCAUCGGAGAUGAAAUGAGAUGGCUUGUAGUAACAUUGGGAGAUCAAAGACGGGUUACAGCUACUUUAAAUUCCACGUGGAACGAGGACGUAUCUUUUUUAGUAGGAGCCUUAGAUAACGAAAAAAUCUCUAUCAAAUUAAAAGCAAAACGACUCGUUAGUACCAUCACGUUAGCUCAGUUUGAACUUGCGCUUGGGGUUUAUAAUUGGGAUAAUUCGCAAGUAAUUGAAACAGUAUUGCAACAAAAGAAACCGUCCCGGAAUAGUGCUAAUAUCCCAAAUAUCAACGCUCGAUUAGAAUACACUGCACUACCAAAACUGGAUCCAGACUUACCACAACCAGAAUUAACGGAAGAUAAUUCGCAUUUAUCAGUGUCGCGAAAGUAUUCCAAUCGAGCUCAAAAAUCAGGAGUACUUGUAGUUUAUAUUCAUUCGGCGGAAAAUUUAAACAGCGACAGUUCCCAAUGCAAUCCUUAUUGUAUACUAUUCAACAAUCGCAAAAAGGUGAAGACGACUCAUUACAUUCAAGGUACUACAUCACCAUGUUGGGAAUCAAGAGCACAAUUCCUUGUUCAAGAUUAUACUCAAGUAUCUUUAAGUUUUGUUGUAUACUCGUGGAAUAUAUCGAAAUCGGCUGAUAGUGACAUGUUAGGAUUAGCUAUAUUAUCUUUAUCUCAAGAAAAUACAUGGAUAAUUAGAAAAGAAUUGGUUCUAAAUGGUUCAAAUGUUACAUCGACAAUGAUAGUUUCUGUAUUGUUCUAUCCUGUUAAAAGUGUACAGCAAGUGAUCACAAGUCGAAGAAGUAGUUUAACAUUCCCAAUAUCAGAUGAUGAACCAAAAUCUAAAAGAAACAGUUUACCAUGGAUGCAACAGGCAAAAUUAUUAUUAACUCACAAGGAUAUGGAUCCCACUUCAUCAGACGUAUCCAGUUUACUUUCCACUGGAAGUGGAUUAAUGGAAGUGACAUUAAUACGCGCAAAAGAUCUUGUUGCAAAAGAUUUAAAUGGUUUCAGCGAUCCUUUCUGUGAACUAAAACUAAAUAAUGAAACUAAAUACAAAAGCAGUAUAAAGAAAAAAACAUUAAAUCCUUGCUGGGAUGAAAGUUCUAUUAUGGGUUUGCCCAGAAAUGGCGAAACAUUGGAUAUUGUAUUAUGGGAUCAUGAUACUUUUGGUAUGAAGGAUUAUCUUGGAAAAGUAUCAUUGACUCUCGAUGAUAUUAGAAAAUUAUCAAAUAAUGAUCAGUCCCAUUGGUUCACGUUAAGAGGAACUAAAACGGGAUCUGUAGAAUUAAAAAUUAAAGUUUUAUCCGAAGAAUGUGAGAUUCAAAGCACUUAUGCAGCCAGCAAUAUUAGCGAAAGUUCGAUUCAAUUAAAUAUCGAAAAUUCGGAGACAGUGUCAAAUAUUAUAAGAAGACCUUCGAUGGAAAAGUCAAAAUUGAGAUUACAUUUAGAUGUCGUACCACCGCCACCACCCCCGCGUACAGUCACUUUAUUAAAACCAAAUUCUAGUCAAUCUGACAAAACUAGUAUUGGAAGUAAAGAUUCCAAUGAAAUGAAUGGAACCCAAAAUUCCUGGAUACCUAGAGUUAUUACAGAAUCUGUAACAGAUGUAAUUGAUGAAACUGAUACAACAAAAUUAAGAGAACGGCGAUCUUCUCAUAACAGUUUGACUCCAAGUCCGGAACAAAGUUUUGGCAAAAAAUUGCCACAAUAUAAUAGUUUUCGUGUUAUGAAACAAAAGGUAAAAAGGGGAUUAAAACUACGUAGAUUUCGUUCAGAAGUAAAUAUAGAAGAGAAGAAUGAAUCAAAAGGCAUAACAUUAAGCUUGGAACCUAGAGGAGGAGGAGAAGCUGAUGCUACAGAACUUCUACAAGGAUCUGGUUUAGCCCAUGCCGUAUCACAACCUGAUAUGCUUGGCAGAAUAAGACAACCUAGUCCACGCUUAAAAUUGAGACCAAAUGAAUUAAAAGUUGUCAAUGGUUCUAAGGAAAAGUAUUCGGGUAUAGAAGGUAAAGUCUUACAAGCACAAGGUCUUCAUGUCGCACAUAUUGCUCAACUAUAUUGUAGAAUUAAGCUACAAAUAUGUACCAGUCCAGAUAAAAUUACAUCUUCGACAAAUAAUGGUAAAACAUUAGCAAAAUCUCGGCUUUUACCUGCAAUGCCUAAUCCACAAUUUAGUAUAGAUUUUCACAUAGAAGGUGAUAAUGUUCCCAGACAGUCUUUAUUAAUAUUUGAAAUCAGAAGUGCUAGUAAAGAAUUAUUAGCUAGCCGACGCAUCACUCUACAUGAAUUAUUAGGUGUCUCUGCAGCAACUGAUGAAAUUCAUACAUGGUUGGCAUUAAAUAAUGGAGCAUCGUUGGAAGUACAAAUUGCUCAUGGAAGAGAAAUGAAGAAUAAAUCCACAAAAAAACUUUUUCGAUCUUGGUCAGUACAUCGGAUAGGAAAAAUUUGAAAUACUUUAAAAUUGUGUAUUUUUAAUCAAUCUUAAAUAUAUUUCUUAAAA